Molecule: messenger RNA, 2175 nt
Organism: Lates calcarifer (barramundi perch)
Lineage: Eukaryota; Metazoa; Chordata; Actinopteri; Centropomidae
Product: anoctamin-1
Exons: 20
Coding region: 1-2175 (724 amino acids)
Biological process (GO): chloride transmembrane transport
Cellular component (GO): plasma membrane
Molecular function (GO): chloride channel activity; protein dimerization activity
Source: RefSeq, a predicted model, not a curated record
AUGCAGUGCCACACAUCUCCAUGCCAGCAACCCAUAGAUGCUGGUCUUCCUAGUGCCUUGGCUAGUGUUCCCUCAUGUGUGCCUCCCCCCUCCUGGAUGCUGUAUCAAGUGAAUAACUCCCCCACACAGGCACAACACCCACUCAAACUCCAGCUGGCAUACCCCCAUAGCUUCCGCCUUCACAACCCGCUGCUUCCUUCCAUCCUCAUCUCCCAUAUCCUUACUCCCAUGCGCUGGCUGCAGCAACAAGUGGAGAUAGAAUAUGUGAGCCUUCUGGCUAAGCUGGAACCUCAUACAAUGUUGUUGAUUUUGCAACCUUGCUGGAGGCUGAAGCAGAGUCCACCAGCAGUGCCUGUUUUGCCAUUUAUGCCCUACAGCAUCAUGUUCAGAAUUCACAACCAGGUAAUGAAGACAUUCUCCAGGCUGUCCCCCAAUCCUCCUAUGUGGGCAAUUGUCUACACAGUCUUCCCUCAGCCCAUGAGGCCAAGAACCUGGCCUCAGACCAAGAUCCCAGGGGUGGGCUUUGUGAAGAUCCAUGCUCCUUGGACCAUUCUCUGUCGAGAGGCGGAAUUCAUGAAGCUAAAGAUGCCCACCAAGAGGGUGUAUGAAGUCAAGCAGUCGACUGGUGUUAUGGAGAAGAUCAGCUCACUGGUCAGUAAGGUUCUGGAGCCUCUCCACCCUCAUGUUGAGGAGCAUCAACCCAAGAACAUCAAACAUCUGUCACACACUUUCUCCAGGGAAAAACAACACCUGUUUGACCUCUCAGACAAAGAUUACUUCUUCGACAGCAAAACCAGGAGUUCAAUAGUUUUUGAAAUACUAAAAAGAACAAAAUGCAAGGCCAAGUACAGCAUGGGUAUCACCAGCCUCCUUGGUAGCGGUGUCUAUACAGCAGCUUAUCCUCUUCAUGAUGGAGAUAUUAAUGAGGAGAGUGCAGAAUCCAAUGACAGAAAGCUUUUGUAUGAGGAGUGGGCAAACUAUAGUGUCUUCUACAAGUACCAGCCCAUUGGACUUGUGCGGAAAUAUUUUGGCGAGAAGAUUGGUCUCUACUUCGCCUGGUUGGGCCUGUAUACACAGAUGUUGAUUCCUGCCUCUCUAGUGGGGGUCAUUGUCUUUCUGUAUGGAUGUGCAACAGUCGAUGACAACAUACCAAGCAUGGAGAUCUGCCACCCAAGGAACAACAUCACCAUGUGUCCUCUGUGUGACAGAGUGUGCAGCUACUGGAAGCUUAGUACAGCCUGUGGAACAGCUCGGGCCAGUCACCUGUUUGACAACCCUGCCACAGUUUUCUUCUCUAUAUUCAUGGCUCUGUGGGCUGCCAUGUUCAUGGAGCAUUGGAAGAGGAGGCAGAUGAGACUGAACUACGAAUGGGACCUGACUGGGUUUGAAGAUGAGGAGGACCAUCCCAGGGCUGAAUAUGAAUUCAGGGUAAUGCAGAAGUCUUUGAGUAAAGAUCAGAAAUCACAGCACAAGGUGGAAAAGCUCAACUAUCAAGACCGCCUCCCUGCCUACAUGACUAACAUUGUCAUGAUGCUGUUAAUGAUUGGUGUUACAUUUGCCAUUGUGUUUGGUGUGAUCCUCUACCGGAUCUCCACCAAAGCCGCUCUUCAUAUGAGCUCCAAUCCUACCACACGGAACCAUGUACAGCUGACUGUUAAAACCACUGCAGCCAUCAUCAACCUGGUGGUCAUCCUCAUACUGGACGAGGUGUAUGGAGCUGUGGCACGAUGGCUCACUGUGUUAGAGGUUCCUAAAACAGACAAGAGUUUUGAGGAACGACUGAUCUUCAAGACCUUCAUUCUCAAGUUUUUCAAUGCAUUCACCCCUAUCAUCUACAUUGCUUUCUUCAGGGGAAGACUGGUAGGCAGACCAGGCAGCUAUCUGUAUGUGUUUGAAUCCUACAGAAUGGAAGAGUGUGCUCAUGGAGGCUGUCUGAUGGAGCUGUGUAUACAGCUGAGUAUCACCAUGUUGGGAAAACAGCUAAUUCAAAACAACCUUUUUGAGAUUGGAAUACCCAAGUUGAAGAAGCUGAUUCGUUACAUUCGGUCAAAGCAAGGUGCUUUUCAAGAGGAAGAGAGACAGAAGAAGCUGCAAAGAUACGAGGCUGACCACUUUCUGGAACCAUUUGCUGGGUUAACACCUGAAUAUAUGGAAAUGAGUCAGUGUAACACUUGA